Molecule: messenger RNA, 1701 nt
Organism: Menidia menidia (Atlantic silverside)
Lineage: Eukaryota; Metazoa; Chordata; Actinopteri; Atheriniformes; Atherinopsidae
Source: the annotation of a GenBank genome assembly
UAGUCAUAUGCACCUGAGAUGUUACUGUAACUGGUCUAAGGGUGGGCCUUUAAAGAUGGCUGUCUGGUGAAAUAGAGAGAGAUCAGCUCUCACAGCACUGGCUGUCAUCCUGUAAGUCACUCUGUGAAGCAUGACAGGGGCGGCUGAAGGCACACGACAGGCUGCGGUGCUGCGGACAUGAACUCCAACUCCGGCUCUGCACGGCCAACCCAGUUUAAUCUGGUCCGGGUUAACGGAACGUGGACGAGACAAACUGAGCAGUGCCAAGUGGAGCAGGGAAAGGUAUCAGAUGCCAAAAUCUAUGAGAACAAGUCAGAAGAUGGAGUUUCCUGGACAGUGGUCAGCCCCACCGUGUUCACCUACAGAGUUAUUCAGUGCAACGACAUUCUGGAUCCCAGAAAUGACACUCUGCUCUGGGGUCAUUUAGGAGAUGAGGCCCUGAGAGGGACCUCGAGUAACUCCACACCUGUGAAGCGUUUUGUGGUCAUGGAUGAAACCGUCCAUCAGCUGUACGGCUCCCGGGUCGCUCAAUACUUCGAAUCCAGACAGGCCGUGCACAGGAUCCUCCCUCUGCCCACCACAGAGGAGAACAAGAGCAUGGAGCUAGUGAGCAGAAUCCUGGAGGAAGUUCACGAGUUUGGCAUCGACAGACGCUCGGAGCCCAUCAUCGCCAUCGGAGGCGGGGUCUGUCUGGACGUGGUCGGUCUGGCGGCCUCCCUCUACCGCCGGAGGACUCCGUACAUAAGAGUUCCCACAACUUUGCUGGCCUACGUCGAUGCCAGUGUGGGGGCAAAAACGGGCGUCAAUUUUGCCGGCGGGAAAAACAAGCUGGGGAGUUACGUCCCACCAGUGGCCACCUUCUUAGACCGCUCCUUCUUCCAGACUCUGCCCAUACGUCAGAUCUCUAAUGGGCUGGCAGAGAUGUUAAAGAUGGCCCUGAUGAAGCACCGGGGUCUAUUUCAGCUGCUGGAGGCUGAAGGCAGGAACAUGCUGCACGGCAAAAUGCAGUCGUGCACGACGGGCAGCGGCCCCAAAGUGGAGGACAGCUCCACAGCAUCCAUCCGCAUCGCUAUAGAAACCAUGCUGGAGGAGCUGGCCCCUAACCUUUGGGAGGAUGACCUGGAUCGGCUGGUGGAUUUUGGUCACCUUAUCAGCCCUGAGUUAGAAAUGAGGGUUUUGCCGGAGCUGCUCCAUGGGGAGGCGGUCAACAUCGAUAUGUCCUUCAUGGUUUAUUUGGCCCACCAGAAAGGCCUUCUGACGGCAGACGAGAAGGACCGCAUCGUCCGGUGCAUGUUGGGCCUGGGGCUGCCCGUCUGGCACCAGGACUGCACCUUGGCCCUGAUCCAGAAAUCUCUGGGGCAGCGUCUGGAGCACUCGGCCGGCUCUCUGAGGAUGCCUCUACCGACGGGAUUGGGAAGUGCAGAAAUUUUCCACGACAUGAUUGAGGAUUGUUUCCUUUGCCAAGCUUACCAGAAAUGGACUGAUGAGCUUUCGUCUUCAGGGACCAAAUGACGACGAAACAGAAAAAAACCCAUUUGAAUGACAUAUCAUCCUCCAUGCUGUAUGAACUCCUCCUCUGACAGAUUGAUGACUCACAGUAUUCGAAAUGCAUUGCUUUUUGGCAGAGAUGUUUAAAGUACUGGAGUAGAGGAGUGGAGUAGAAGUACAAGUACUAUGUAAAAAAAUUUACUUGAGUAAAAG